CUUCCUUUUAGAAACCCCGCCGGCGCCUCCCCCGCCUAUGGCCGUCGACGCCGAGGAAGCCCUCGUAGAGCUCCUCUCUGAGGUUGAAAGCCUCCACCGCUCACAUUCCUCUGCCCCUCUCUCCGACUCCUCCCUCCAUCCCCUCAUCUCUGGCGAUGUCGGCGACCGCCUUUGGGACCUUCUUGCAACCCGCAACCUCCCUCCGGCUGCGAUACUCCGUCCUCUUUCAUCCUCCAUGGACGCCGGCUCCCUUCCGGCUUCCCUUGCCUACCUCUCUCUCCUCCUUCUUCCCUCCUCUCCGCUCUCCUCCCUCUUCUCCCCACUCCCCCUCCUCUCCCUUCUCCGCUCUCUGCGCCUCUCCUUCAAGCCCCAAUCCGAUCCCCCUUCCAAUCCCCGCAAGCGCAAAAGCUCCUCCAGAUCUCAAAAGUGCUACCUCGAUCCCCCUGCCCUUUUCAUCCGGGUCCUCGAAUCCCUCGAAUCGGUUCUUUCCCGCGUCCGCCUCGAUUCCACCACCGAUGGCCGGAGAUCCCUUAUAGAGACACUGGCUGGAAUACUUACCGCCGCCCAACAUGGUCAACACCACAAGGUCCAGGACCAAUGCUUCCGGAUUCUCUAUGAGGUGAUUUCUCGGCCGGAGCACGGGGAUCAGUCAACAUCGAUGGUCGAGGUAUUGAGGUCGUUGGCUCCCAUCAUCCUCUCGCCAUUGAAAACCCCAUCUCGAGGAUUGGCUUUGGGGUUUGUGACCAGAAAGGUGGCGCCUUUGAGUAGGGAAACUGAUAAGAUUAGGAAGGCUCUGAUGUACUUGCCGAGGUAUCUCGCAAUGAAGUCUCCGGAGAAGUCGGAACCGAGGGGCUUUGCUGUUGAUGCGAUAAUGGAGGUUGUGAAGGCGAUGGAGGAUGAGGACCGGAUCAGUUUUGCAGAGUUCGUAGUGAAGAUGGGUUUGGGGAAGUCGCACCUCAGGUUAUUAGCUGUUGAUCUUUUCCCACAUCUAUUGACGUUGUUCCCCGAUUCCAUGGAAAUUGAGGAUGAUUGGGUAAUGAAGUGUUUGGAGGCAUUGGUGAGCCGGUGUUCAGAUUCUAUAGGAGCAAUUCGAGCACGGGCAUUGACCAACAUGGCACAUGUGAUUGGUGUGUUCUCCAUGGAUGCCAAUAAGCUUGACAGAUUGAAGGAAGUGGUGGCUUUCCAGAAUUUGGGUUUCGCGGAGCUGCUUAGGAGGAGGUGCGUGGAUGAGAAAGCUGCUGUGAGGAAGGCUGCAUUGCUUUUGAUAACAAAGUCUACAGCUUUGAUGACCAGGCCAGUUGAUGAUGUAAUUCUUAGGACAAUGGGGAUAGCCUGUUCUGAUCCUCUUGUGAGCAUUCGCAAAGCUGCUGUCUCAGCUCUCUCCGAGGUUUUCAGAAGGUUUCCAGACAGUAGAGUGAUUGAUGAAUGGCUUCAUACGGUGCCACGGAUGAUUGUGGACAACGAAUCAAGCAUCCAAGAGGAAUGCGAGAAUUUGUUUCUUGAACUCGUAUUUGACUGUAUUUCUAGAGUAACGAAGAUGAGCUUGACUGAUGAUACAAUGGACAUAAAAUCACUUGUUCCCAAAUUGGUAUUGAAUUUGUUAAGUGGCGUGUGUGAUGGAGAGAUUGCGCCUUGUAUAACGAAGAUAUGUGCAAGCCUUGGAAAGAAGAAAAAGCUGAAGGGAUCGAUUGCUAUUUCCCUUCAGCACUUAAUUUCAUCAUCUGAGACCUUGUGGUUAAGAAAUUCCAUGCCCAUAGAGAAGUGGACAGCCCCUGCUGGAGCUUGGCAACUUCUCUCUGAGGUAUCUCUGUUCACACCUAAGUCAGUUAACUGGGAGUUUCUCCAUCAUCAUUGGCAGCUCUUUGACAAGGCUAAUCUGAAAGAACAAAGUGAAGUAUCUGAUGGAGUGGAAGCAAACUCUGCUUCAUGGGCAGGAGAUCGUGUCUACCUCCUGCAAACCAUUUCCAAUGUAUCAAUGGAGCUGCCUCCUGAGCCUGCUGCUGAUCUUGCUCACAACUUGCUUAAAAGGAUCGAGGAUUUUAAUAUGAAUUUUAGUGAAGUUGAUGCUCAUGUAAAGGCUCUCAAGACUCUGUGCAAACAGAAAGCCACAGAUCCGAAGGAGAGUGAAAUCCUCAUACUGAAGUGGGUGCGCCAGCUGCUAUCAAAAGCUUUAAAGAUUAUCAAGAGCUACAUUUCAGAGUUUUCAGAUUCAUCCAAAGCCAACAGCUUUCGAACACCCCCUCAAACUCGGAGUGGGAGGACUAAAGGCAAGAAAGAAACAGCAUUACCGAAGUCUCUGCAACAGGCUGUGGUUGCAGUCUUCUCUGUUGGUUCGUUGAUUUUGGUUUGCCCAUCUGCUGAUCUGCAGGGUGUCAUCCCGUUGUUGCACACAAUUGUAACUUCCAGUAGUUCAGAAGCAAAGCCAAAAAAGCUUGCUGGCUUGACAGUUUUAUUAAAGGAGAAGGCCCCUUCCUUGUAUACACAAUCCUGGGUGACAUUGGGAAAAAUCUGUCUCGUGGAUGGCAAAUUAGCAAAACUCUAUAUUCCUCUAUUUGUGCAGGAAUUGGAGAGAAGUGACUGUGCAGCCCUUCGGAAUAAUAUUAUGGUGGUUAUGGCAGAUUUCUGUGUUCGGUACACUGCGUUAGUUGAUUGUUAUAUCCCUAGGAUUACUGCUUCAUUGCGUGACCCUUGUGAAGUUGUUAGGAGGCAAACUUUUAUCCUAUUGUCAAGACUAUUACAGAGAGACUAUGUGAAAUGGAGAGGUGUAUUGUUCCUUCGGUUUCUCUUGUCUCUAGUUGAUGAAUCUGAGAAAAUCAGGCAUCUUGCUGAUUUCCUCUUUGGAAGCAUCCUGAAGGUUAAGGCCCCACUGCUUGCUUAUAACAGUUUCGUGGAGGCUAUUUUUGUUCUAAACAACUGCCAGGCCCAUGGCUGUCAAAGUGAGAUUCAGAACGAAAUCGGUAAACAGAAAGGGCCUAAAGUUUUCUCAAUAAGAGGCAAUGAUGAGAAGUCAAGGUCGCAACGGAUGCACAUCUAUGUGUCCUUGUUAAAACAGAUGGCUCCAGAGCACCUUUUGGCCACCUCGGCCAAGUUAUGUGCAGAGAUACUGGCAUCAGCCUCUGAUGGUAUGCUCAAUAUUGAUGAUGUCCCCGGACAAUGUGUGCUGCAGGAUGCCCUGCAAAUUUUAGCUUGCAAAGAAAUGCGUCUUCAUUCCAACAAAAGCCAUGACACGACAGACAUGGAUGAUGAAUCCGGUGAUGCUGGAGCAAAUCUUCUUGCAGCCAGAGGUAGGGUGGUCACCCAAGUAGCCAAGAAGAACCUGAUCCAGAUUGCGGUGCCCAUCUUCAUCGAACUCAAACGAUUGUUCCAAAACAAGAACAGCCCCCUCACAGGUUGCCUAAUGGACUGUCUUCGAGUUCUUCUCAAGGACUACAAGAACGAAUUCGAUGAGAUUCUUGUCGCUGACAAGCAGCUCCAGAAGGAACUCAUCUAUGACAUACAAAAACAUGAAACUGCAAAGGCGAAAUCCAUGGUUGCCGAUGCUGUUGCUACUGCAAAAAGGUCCAAGAACCAUCAAACACUGAUAAACCAAGCUACUCCAGCUACUACAAUUUAUUCUAAAGUUUCAAAGAAACCCGGGAGUGGAGCAAAGAUAGCAUCAGCAAUGGCAGAUGAAGCAGCCAAAGUGACUGCUAGAUCAGUGCUUGAGGAAGUUAACAGGAAUGCAGCUACUCCACCUUUGAAAAGCAUGAGCAUUCCCAGACUCAAGUCUAACAACAAUGGCAAUGCUGGAUUAGCAAGAGGAGAUAGAUCAUCAGAAGUGCUUGAAUCUCUAAGAAGGAGACAGUCUUUUGAUUCUGAUGUUGAGGAUUGAUAGUGUUGUUAUUCAUUGUUUGUGUUAUUAUAAAAAUAAUUACUUGUUUGUAAUUUUCUAAACAGGUGCACAUAUUUGUUGGGAAAUUUCUAAAAAAAUAAUUAUUUA
Messenger RNA from Dioscorea cayenensis subsp. rotundata (Guinea yam), 3979 nucleotides. RefSeq names its product condensin-2 complex subunit D3. The transcript has 9 exons. Gene Ontology annotation, cellular component: condensed chromosome, centromeric region. The record is from RefSeq and is a predicted model, not a curated record. NCBI's taxonomy places the organism in Eukaryota, Viridiplantae, Streptophyta, Magnoliopsida, Dioscoreales, Dioscoreaceae. Gene Ontology annotation, molecular function: histone binding. Gene Ontology annotation, biological process: meiotic chromosome condensation; mitotic chromosome condensation. Bases 38 to 3871 code for a protein of 1277 amino acids.